Molecule: messenger RNA, 381 nt
Organism: Ostreobium quekettii
Lineage: Eukaryota; Viridiplantae; Chlorophyta; Ulvophyceae; Bryopsidales; Ostreobiaceae
Source: the annotation of a GenBank genome assembly
AUGUUAAGAAUGGACAGAGGAAUGGAAGUAUGCACUGCUGCUGGUGAGCUGUAUAAGUGUCUUGUUAUAAUUGGCACACAGCAGAGGCCUUGUUGGGACAGUUUUGGGGGCCAGACUUCUGUCGCUCCAACAAGACUAGCUGGCAGCUGUGCAUAUACUAGUGUCAUUGUGCAUUGCGCAGCAGUGCAUCGUGUGGCUGUUGUUGCCCUUUUGCCGAACUCCUUGUGCGAACUCUUGGCGAAUUGGUGUGGUUCAUUUUUUUCGGAUAGGUGUAGGAUUGCUGCACUGGCCUUUGGUGGUGGCUAUGGCGAGGGUUCAUGUAGGUUAGCGGUUGCUGGAUGGUUUACCCCAAGGAUAUCUCUUGCCAGUGCCGCAGACUGA